CCUCCUCUGCUUCUCCCACCACCUCACUACCUCUCGCCGCGAGAGCAGCAGCGCUCGUGUUCGGUCAAAAGCCUCGCCGCGGCGAGCUCGAGCUCAUUCGCAUUCCGGAGGGGAGGGAGGGAUGGGGGACGAGUCGGAGGGGGAGACGGAGGAGUACCUGUUCAAGGUGGUGAUCAUCGGGGACAGCGCGGUGGGGAAGAGCAACCUGCUGUCCCGCUACGCCCGCAACGAGUUCAAUCUCCACUCCAAGGCCACCAUCGGCGUCGAGUUCCAGACGCAGAGCAUGGACAUCAACGGCAAGGACGUCAAGGCCCAGAUCUGGGACACCGCCGGCCAGGAGCGCUUCCGCGCCGUCACCUCCGCCUACUACCGCGGCGCCUUCGGCGCCCUCCUCGUCUACGACAUCUCCCGCCGCUCCACCUUCGACAACGUCGGUCGCUGGCUCCAAGAACUCAACACACAUUCGGACACGACUGUAGCCAAGAUGUUGGUGGGCAACAAGUGUGAUCUGGAUAAUAUCCGUGAAGUGCCGGUAGAGGAAGGCAAAGCACUUGCUGAAGCUGAAGGGCUGUUCUUCAUGGAGACCUCUGCUCUGGACUCGACAAACGUGAGGACAGCUUUCGAGAUCGUAAUCAAGGAGAUCUACAGCAACGUGAGCAGGAAGAUCUUGAAUUCGGACUCCUACAAGGCGGAGCUAUCCCUCAAUAGGGUAAGCAUUGAGGGUGAUUCGAAGGAUGAUCAGAAACAGUCAAACCGGUUUGGAUGUUGCUAGGGGUUUUAGUACAUUAUUAUUAUUGGAUUCACUGUGAUAUGAAGGUUUUUUGUUCAUUAAUAUUAUUAUUAUUAUCUGUAAACUUGUAAUCCAAAUUGUUUUUUGGUUUGGUUACUCUGGUACACACUGUGACACUGAGAUACAAAGUGAGAGAAGAAUAGUUGCUGGUAAUGAAUAGUUGAGAGGACUGCUUUGUGCUGUUACCUGAAAAAUUCAUGAUCCCCAACUUUGUCAA
Molecule: messenger RNA, 1007 nt
Organism: Oryza sativa Japonica Group (Japanese rice)
Lineage: Eukaryota; Viridiplantae; Streptophyta; Magnoliopsida; Poales; Poaceae
Product: ras-related protein RABA5c
Biological process (GO): vesicle-mediated transport
Molecular function (GO): GTPase activity; GTP binding
Source: RefSeq, a predicted model, not a curated record